Molecule: messenger RNA, 1107 nt
Organism: Nanorana parkeri
Lineage: Eukaryota; Metazoa; Chordata; Amphibia; Anura; Dicroglossidae
Gene: CTSS
Product: cathepsin S
Exons: 8
Coding region: 28-1020 (330 amino acids)
Biological process (GO): immune response
Cellular component (GO): lysosome
Molecular function (GO): cysteine-type endopeptidase activity
Source: RefSeq, a predicted model, not a curated record
CGCGACGCAACACUCGCCGCCGAGAGAAUGAAGACUCUGGUGUGUAUUUUGUUGGCCGCAUCUGUAGCAUCGGCUAUAGACCCAGCACUGGACAACCAUUGGACUUUAUGGAAAAUAACCUACAGUAAGAAUUAUGAACAUGAGAGAGAAGACAUUACAAGGAGAAUCAUUUGGGAGAAGAACUUGAAGUUUGUCACGCUACAUAACCUUGAACAUGAAUUGGGGGUUCACUCAUUCACUGUUGGAAUGAACCAUCUUGCUGAUAUGACUAGUGAAGAAGUGGAGGCCCAGCUAACCGGAUUAGUACUACCUCCCCGUGAAAUGCAGAAAGCCUUUUCAAGUAACUCGUGGAAUAUUACAGAUUUCUCAAAGGUGCCAGACUCUAUAGACUGGAGGGAGAAGGGAUGCGUCACAAAUGUCAAAAACCAGGGCUCAUGUGGAUCAUGCUGGGCAUUCAGUGCUGUUGGUGCUUUGGAGGGGCAACUAAUGCUGAAGACAGGAAAGCUGGUCUCCCUCAGUCCUCAGAACCUUGUUGAUUGUUCUACUAAAUAUGGAAACCAUGGCUGCAAUGGUGGUUUUAUGACAGGAGCUUUUCAAUAUGUGAUUGAUAACAAUGGCAUUGAUUCUGACCAGGCAUAUCCUUAUCAUGCCAUGGAUGGAAAUUGUGUCUAUAACCCAUCCAGCAAAGCUUCCUCAUGCUUGAAGUAUCAUGAAGUUACCUCUGGUGAGGAUAAUCUGAAACAAGCCAUAGGUACUGUCGGACCAGUAUCAGUAGCAAUCGAUGCAAGACAUCCUUCCUUCUACCUGUAUAAAAGUGGUGUCUACGAUGAUCCAUCUUGCUCUCAAGACGUGAACCAUGGCGUUCUUGCUGUAGGGUAUGGGAACCUUGGAGGAAAGGACUUCUGGCUACUUAAAAAUAGCUGGGGGGAAAUGUACGGAGAUCAAGGGUAUGUCCGAAUUGCCAGAAACCGGGGAAAUAUGUGUGGUGUGGCCAGCUAUGCAUGUUAUCCAGAAAUGUGAAAACAGCACUGGAACCAUUGGAAAUGAAGUACAGUAUAUAAAGUACUGUAUAUAUCCAGUGCAGGCAAUAUACAACACUCCUGAUUG